CGCCGACUCAGCUCUACGGAUCGAUACAUGAAAGAGGAGGACAAUUGUACUGGAGCUGCAGACAUCAAGCUUGCUGACGGAUUCGAACCUUAGAGAGUUUCUACUUGCCAAGUAGUCAUUGCAAAAAGGGGACAGCAUGUGGUGGCCGAUUCUGCCCGCUCUGCUCCUUUACUCACAUGCGUCAUUCUAUGCUAUUAAGAAUGAACCGCAGUUAUUACAGCAGGAUAAUGGUCAUCGGAUAGCAACACUCAUGAAUCUGUUGACUCGAGCCAGCAAAAAUAGGCUGCAAUCCCUCUAUGAUGAUGAAUACGACGAGUCAUGGAGCAAUGAUAUGUAUGAUAUUGAUAUUGAAAAUGCGGAAAAUGCUGCCGUACAAGGAACGGCCACAAAAUUGGUGACAGCACAGAAGAAAGGACAAAGCGAAUAUGUGGGAUUUAUUGGGCCAAAAGUUUCAAAUCAGAUGAAGCACAGGGAAAUGUUGAAAAAGCAGAUAAAAGAUUACGAAAUGGUCCAACAAACUAACUUAAAACCAAUGCUUCAUCUUGGCAAUUUCCUAACUUUAGCAGUAGCAACAGUUUGCAUGUUGGCAGUGGUAGCUGGGGUGACAACUGGCAGCUACUACUUUUUCAAGGAUCGAUCUCAGAAAUCCCCAGUAGAUAGCUGUGACUUCAAAUACGCACCCACCGGUCCUGGAAAAAGCAAGAAAAAGAAAGGUGGUGACGAAGGACUCGCGUACAAGGCACAGCUACAUCACUAUCAGCAAGCAAAACAGAAGAUAAUAUCAGGUGAAGAUGGAACAGUUACUCUUCCUGAUGGCUAUGAAAGCAGUGAAACGUCCGAUGACGAGAAUAAUUUUUCGGUGUAUGAAUGCCCUGGCUUGGCUCCAACCGGUGAUAUCGAAGUACAGAAUCCAAAUUUCAUUUCGCGAACCUGAAGAGUAAUCAGAUCAGCUGAAUCACAUUUUGUGCAGAAGGCCAGGAAAGAAAUUGAGUAGUGUUAUAACUUGGAAGUUUUCAUGUCUUCGUAAAUCAUUUGUGAGGAAUUAUUACUUUCAGGACAUCUUCCACCACUGUAUCUAAAUAGCAGGAGAAUUUGAAAUGUGGUGAAAUUUAUUUCAGAUAAAUUCCUUAGAAAGGAGGAAAUAUUUUAAAUACAUUAUUUCGCAUAAUUAUUGUAUCUACAAAAAGAAUUCAUGCCCAUUAUCAAUGUAUUUCAUUUCAUAUUCAUCGGGAUGGACCAUUCAUUUAUCCAUUCAUUUGUGGCUAAUUUAUAAGUAGUUCUCCCCAGUUAUCAAUUUGUCUGUUCUGCUGCGUAGUAAUACCUAUUUAAAAAAUUCAACUCUAACAAAAUUAAUGUUACAUUUUGUGCUACUGUUCAAUUUGCCAAAAUCAGGUAUCAAAAAAAAAGAUGGUAAAGGAGAUUCUAAGAUUAUGUUGUUAACUGCAUAUGACAAGUGACAUUGUGACAGAUACUGAAUUUGCAGGAUAGCAAUAGGAAUUACUUGCUUGUGCCUCUGUUGCUUGCAGUUGCGAACUUUACUAUAAUGAUAAAUGCCAUGUCACCUG
This is a messenger RNA of Loa loa (African eye worm), 1565 nucleotides long. RefSeq lists its product as hypothetical. The coding region runs from base 137 to 934 and encodes 265 amino acids. The record is from RefSeq and is a predicted model, not a curated record. Lineage: Eukaryota; Metazoa; Nematoda; Chromadorea; Rhabditida; Onchocercidae. The transcript is spliced from 6 exons. Gene Ontology annotation, cellular component: membrane.